Chenopodium quinoa (quinoa) is the source of this 1285-nucleotide messenger RNA. RefSeq names its product cold and drought-regulated protein CORA-like. The coding region runs from base 47 to 991 and encodes 314 amino acids. The record is from RefSeq and is a predicted model, not a curated record. The transcript is spliced from 2 exons. NCBI's taxonomy places the organism in Eukaryota, Viridiplantae, Streptophyta, Magnoliopsida, Caryophyllales, Amaranthaceae.
CUCCAUAGCUUUAUAAUCUCAAACAAUUUUACUUGCAAUUUCAAAGAUGGCAUCCUCAAUAUUAAUGCCCUUUGUUGUUUUUUGCCUUGUUUUUGCUUCUUUUCUUUUUAUUUCUUCCGAGGUUUCUGCUCGUGAGCUAGCUGAAACUACUACUGAAAAAACUCAAGUAAAAUCUACGGAUGGGUAUCAUGGAGGACACGGUCAUGGUCAUGGCCACGGUCACGGGCCUAUAGAAGAUGAGAAAGAAGCUAACACUGAAGGUUAUGGUUAUCACCAUGGUCAUGACCACGGUCAUGGUCAUGGCCAUGGCCAUGGUCUCCAAGGGAAGGAAGAAGUUAACCCUGAAGGUUAUGGUCACGGUCACGGUCAUGGCCACGGACAUGGUCACGGUCAUGGUCUCUUAGAGAGUGAAGAAGUUAACCCUGAAGGUUAUGGUCAUGGUCACGGCCAUGGACAUGGACAUGGUCACGGUCAUGGUCUUUCAGAGAGUGAAGAAGUUAACCCUGAUGGUUAUGGUCAUGGUCACGGCCACGGACAUGGUCACGGCCAUGGUCUCUUAGAGAAUGAUGAAGUUAACCCUGAAGGUUAUGGAUAUCACCAUGGUCAUGGGCAUGGCCACGGUCACGGACAUGGUCUCCUAGAGAAGGAAGAGGUUAACCCUGAAGGUUAUGGAUAUCAUCAUGGUCAUGGUCACGGUCACGGUCAUGGACUCUCAGAGAAGGAUGAUGUUAACCCCGAAGGUUAUGGUCACGGUCAUGGCCAUGGGCACGGUCAUGGUCCACUAGAGAAGGAUGAGGUUAACCCUGAAGGCUACGGAUAUCAUGGUCAUGGUCAUGGUCAUGGACAUGGUCACUAUCAGCCAAAGAAAGUGGAGAGUAAUGUGAACCCAGAGGGCUAUGGUUAUGGCCAUGGAGGUUAUGGUUACGGUCAUGGAGGUCACGGUCAUGGUCAUGGCGGCCACUAUCCACCAAAGGAACAAGUUAAUAACUAAAUUUAUUAAUGUUCACUGCCUAAUCAUGCAAUUUGAUAUCCGUUUGGUAGGUGUUGUGCUUUAUGCUGGAAAGCAUGCAACAUUGUAUUAGUUGCUAUGAAAAUAAUGCGAGUAUAAGUUUUUAAUUCUGUAACAUCCUUAAAUUUUAGCAUGAAAGGGAAGAAAUGAAGGCAACUAGAUACAUUUGGUGUCUUAGCUUGGUGAUGAAGUGACGCUUCUUAAUUAUGUUUUCAGUUGUGUAUGUGUUAUGUUUGUUGAAUAAAUUUUAAGUAUUUCAGCUCAUUGUAUCCCCUA